UACCGUUUGUUAUUUGUUUCUCUCCUGGGAGCAGCCAUGAGCUAAUGGCAAGAUAGGGGUGAAUGGAUGGAUGAAUGGAGCUGAUACUUUUGUUUGUGUUUUUAUGGGCAAAUGCUGCGAUAAGUCAUGCCACACUCAUGCUGACCAGAGAAGCUGACGCUCUUCAGGUGAUUGGUGGAAGUGUGACAGUGGUUCAAGAAGGUACCGCUAUCUUAUCGUGCCAUGUCAUUGAUACCAAUGAUGACCUGACACAGAUUACCUGGCAGAGGAGGACAAGAGAAAAACCUCACAAUGACAAUUUCCUCACUAUCUUGCCCAGGGAUGGACCGCAGUUUGUCAAUGGAGGUGAUGCUCGUUUUAAAUAUAUCGGGAAUUUUAACAACAAAAAUGGAACUCUCCAGUUAUCCAAUGUUACCCUGAAGGAUGAAGGCAGCUACACGUGCAUCUUCACCUUAUUUCCCAGUGGAAAUCAAAAGACUGAGAUACCUCUAAACUUGCUUGUGCCUCCUUUCACAAAUGUCAAGGACAAUCUUCCCACUUUGGGCACUGAAGAGGUUUUAUUUGCUACCUGCACGGCUGCUGGAUCGAAGCCUCCUGCAGAGGUGAGGUGGCUCACUGGUGUUUUGAGAGACAAAAUGAGGACGACAACAAACUCCACACAUUAUGACAACGGCACGACUACCACAGUCAGCUCUCUGUUUGGUUUACCUACGAGAGAGAUUAAUGGUCACCAGGUCCAGUGUGUCAUCAGCAGUGACUCCCUGACUAAAGAAACCCUGCCCUUCAACAUACAGAUCUACUUCUCUCCCACAGAAGUCAACAUUAGAGUGAUUACAGAAGACUCAUUUGAGUGUGUGACAGAAGCCAACCCCAAUGCAAACUUUACCUGGAGCAGAUCUGGCCAGGCUUUGCUGCAGUCUGCUGUCAAAGUAGAGGGUGCAAAGCUACAACUGCUGAGUCUGACCUCUGAUCUAAAUGGCCUCUAUCAGUGUGAAGCAUCUAACACAUAUGGAAGUAAACAUGGUCAGCUCUUUGUGCAUUAUCACCUGGCAUCAGGUGAGAUCAGCUUGGAUUUAGCUCUGCAGUUUGUCCAAUUAUUUGAGCUUUUGCUGGUUUUGCUUCAUUCCAAUGUUGUUCUGAAAGCCAACUAAAGUCAGCUCCAUCACUGGAAGAACAUGUCACACACGCAUAUGACACAAAGGCAUCUGCUGUGAUGCUUACACCUCUGAUGAAAUCACACAAGUGUCAGGACUGAUAAAUGAUCAGAAUUGUAAUAUUUCUGACUGAGUAAAAAUUGUAUUUAAUCAAAUCGGUUAUAGAGUCAGUGUCGAUACCCAGCCCUAGUGAAUACCCUAAGCCCAACAGAAGUGGAUAUAGCUGUGAGUAUUGAGAAAAGAUGAAAAGAGUGAUUCAUAACAAUGCUCUGACACAGUGCCAUUGACCUCUCAGGUUAUGUCUAACACUGGUUCAGAGACAGCGUCACGUAAUGAGCCACAUAUGAUUGACUCCGAGCCAGAGCUCACUGAAAUUAAAAGGGGGGAAAGUGUAUACAUUUGGAAGAGAGUGGCUUGGCCAGUUUCAACUAGUAAAGCUGACAACAUGACGCACCCCAUUUACUGUCGUGAGUGUGGAAAGGCCAUGGUUGGCCAUGGUCGGCAAUACUGCAUUCGUGACUGGUGGUUUCAUAUUGAAAUACUGAAAAAGCACAGUGUACCCAGAAAACACAUUAUAUGCCGCGAUAAAUGCUGUCCCCAAGUGUCCCCUCUCCCCACUGCCUUUAAGCAGCCGGCAGCAGUAAACAGGUCGUCAGAGGAGGCUGAGAUGAUGAUUACGUUUAACAUUGACAAAGCACAAGCACCUUUUCAGUAACUUAUCUUACUUGUAGAACUAUGCUCCAAAUAAAGAACUUUGUGUUGACAAGAUUGUUAGUUAAUCAUUUACAAAUCAAUAUUGUCUGUAUGGACAGCAAAUUGUUACCAUCACAAAAUUUCCAUGCUUACCUGUAAGCUGCGCAUUAUUAAUUUCUGUGGUGUUAGGUGUUUUCCAUCACAUGGUGUUGGGCACAGUGACCCACCAUCUCCCAGGAGUGCAGGAGAUAAUCACA
This is a messenger RNA of Oreochromis aureus, 2104 nucleotides long. RefSeq names its product nectin-1-like. Lineage: Eukaryota; Metazoa; Chordata; Actinopteri; Cichliformes; Cichlidae. The record is from RefSeq and is a predicted model, not a curated record. Gene Ontology annotation, cellular component: adherens junction. Gene Ontology annotation, biological process: homophilic cell-cell adhesion; heterophilic cell-cell adhesion. The transcript has 5 exons. The coding region runs from base 75 to 1151 and encodes 358 amino acids.